This is a messenger RNA of Epithele typhae, 1548 nucleotides long. RefSeq names its product Pkinase-domain-containing protein. The record is from RefSeq and is a predicted model, not a curated record. Bases 1 to 1548 code for a protein of 515 amino acids. The transcript is spliced from 8 exons. Gene Ontology annotation, biological process: cellular response to oxidative stress; protein phosphorylation. Gene Ontology annotation, molecular function: ATP binding; calcium/calmodulin-dependent protein kinase activity. NCBI's taxonomy places the organism in Eukaryota, Fungi, Basidiomycota, Agaricomycetes, Polyporales, Epitheliaceae.
AUGACCCUCAGCUCGAUCUCCGAGUCCCUGCUUCCCCAACCGCCCUCGUUCCAGAAGAAGAAGUGCUAUGAGAUCCACAAGGUCCUUGGCACUGGCACUUUCGGCAAGGUCAUGCGCGCGACAUGGCACGUCCCGCCCGGCCAGAUGAACGUCGCCCUCCGCGGCGCCGCCGCCUCCUCGGACACCACUCCCGCCUCGCCCGGCUCCAAGCCCUCCCCACCCGCGCGCACCCCCUCGACCUCCAACCUCAGCCCGUCCGCCCACAUCACCGCCUUCACCAAGUCAGCCAAGAGCGCCGCGUCCGCGGACGACUACACCGUCGAGGUCGCGCUCAAGGUCAUCCCGAAGAAGAAGGUGAAGGGGAACGAGAGCAGCGUCUGGGGCGAGAUGGAGGUCCUUCGCGGGCUCGACCACCCAAACAUCGUCAAAUUCUUCGAAUGGUUCGAGUCGCGGACCAAGUAUUACCUCGCCUUCGAGCUUGCGCAGGGCGGAGAGCUGUUCGAACGGAUCACGAAGAGGGGCAAGUUCACGGAGAGCGAUGCUGUAGCGGUCUUGCGGUCCAUCUUGUCCGGUGUCAAGUAUCUCCAUGAUCACGACAUUGUGCAUCGAGACUUGAAGCCAGAAAACAUCCUUUACCGCACACAUGACGAACACUCUGACAUCCACCUGCACUCACCGGAGGAACAGCUGCAUUCGCUCGCUGGCAGCUUCGGCUACGUUGCGCCUGAGGUGCUCAACAAGAAGGGCCACGGCAAGGCCGUCGACAUCUGGUCCACAGGGUCGGACGACAUGAAGGAGCUCAUCCGCGAGACGACCGCGGCGAAGAUCGAGUUCCACGAGCGCUACUGGUCCAACGUCUCCGCCGAGGCCAAGGACUUCCACCGCGUGCGUCCCGUCCCCUUUCUCCCUCUCCCUCUCCCCUCUCCUCGUCCGCUGACGGCGCCCGUGGGGCAGUGGCUCACCGAGCACGUCCCCUCGGACGAGCACGACAUCGGCACCGGCCUCCGCGAGCACUUCGACCCCAAGGCGCGCUGGCGCGCCGCGAUCGCGGGCGCCCGCGCGCUCCACCGCUUCAACUCGACCUCGUCCCGCACCUCGGUCUCCUCCGGCGGCUGGCGCGCCUCGACGCACGUCGACAGCGACGACGACGACGACGAGGAAGACGCCGUCGUCGAGCCGCGCCGCGCCGAGGACACGCCGCCGGACGACCCGGGCGAGAACGAGUACGUGAAGGUGACCGCGCCCGCGGAGGACUCGGACGCGUCCGAGCCGUCGUCCGCGCACGAGCUGCAGCACGAGGCGGACUCGGGCGCGCCCGCGCCGCUGCAGGCGGAGGUGCCGCCGGUGGUCGCGGAUCGCCCUCCAGUGCAGGCGCAGGAGGGCGCGGGCCCCGAGCCCGAGCCCGCGCAGGAGCAGGACGGGCGGGUGACGCCGGAGCUGUCGAUGCCGGGCUCGUUCGACGUGCCGGCCGCGCCGGCGGACGCGCACCACCACCACUGGGAGGGUGGGUGGAUGGGCCUGUUCAAGAAGAUGCACAUCCGGCAGUAA